CUUCAGCCCGACGGCUAUAUAACCGGGGUAAAGUUAAACCCCUGGUUCGGUUUCGUCCCGAUUCCCAGCUCUUCUGAUUCUGAACGCCUCCAUGCGCAUCUCCUCUUCCCCAUCUCCCCGCCUCCGCCUCCUCCUCCUCCAGACCUAAGCCAUCCUCCCCAUGGAUUCUCGGAGGCGCCCCGCGGGUUUCCUCACGCAGGCCAACGCGCUCCUCCGCAAGAACCUCUGCCUCCAGAAACGGAACCUGAAGACAAACAUUGGCAUCACCAUCUUCCCGAUCCUCAUCUGCGUUCUGCUUCUCGUGCUCCAGAACAUCAUCAACAAUGAGCUCGACAAGCCCAAGUACAACUGCGGUUGCGCCUGCGUCGACACCGACAUGUACGGGACCUGCAGGAAGAGGGAGUGUGGCGUCCAAUACUCGACGCUGGAGCAGGUUUGGAGCUGCGCAAUUCCCAGCCCGCCACGGUGGCCAGCACUGAUUCAGGUUCCCCAGCCUCAGUUCCGGGCUGUCAGAACCGUCUCCCAGCCAUUUGAUGAUUUGCCCGAUCCGUCAUGCCGUGACUCUUUGUCUUGCCCCGCCAGUGUCCUCAUCACUGGGAAGGACCGGGGGUUUGCUGAAAGUGUUGCAGGAGGUCUGUUUCCUGUUUUCGCUCCCACUCUUAAUGUGACAGAUUAUCUUGAUGCUCUCUCCAGGAUAGUUGUUGGUUCAGACACCAUUCCAGGGUAUACACAAUUGGUAGAGCCUGCAUUUUCUUCUUCGGAUACUUUGUAUCUGCUCCAGCCUCAGUGCGUGCCCUUCUUGUCGCAGACCAUUUCAUAUAAUGCCAGGGGCAUACCCCUCCAGCUAAAUAUACAGUGUGUUGAAGGUGUGUUGUUGUGGCGUGAGAGUACAUCAGUUAUCAAUGAUGAAUUAUUAAAGGGUUAUAUACAAAGAGGAGGAAAAACAAACGAGUUUAUUGCAGGUUAUGACUUCUUGAGCUCAACGGAGUAUGGCCUCGGUAUAAACGUUUGGUACAACUCUACCUAUGGCGGUAAAACCGCAUUUUCAUUUAUCGCAGCAUUACGAGUUCCACGCUUGGUGAAUGCUGUAUCCAAUGCAUAUCUCAAAUAUAUCCGAGGACCUGGGAUGGAAGUGCUAUUGGAAUAUGUAAAAGAUAUGCCCAAAGUUGGAACAAGUUAUAGGUUCGACCUCUCUUCUCUUAUCAGUCCGCUAUUCUUCACAUGGAUCGUUGAACUGCUUUUCCCAGUUAUGUUGACGUAUCUGGUGUAUGAGAAGCAACAAAAGUUAAAAAUUAUGAUGAAGAUGCAAGGUCUGAAGGACGGACCUUACUGGAUGAUAUCUUAUGGUUAUUUCUUCGUUCUAUCGGUUGUGUAUAUGACAUUUUUUGUGAUUUUUGGAUCCUUGAUAGGUCUCAAUUUCUUCAGAGUCAAUAACUAUGGCAUACAGAUUGUUUUCUUCUUUGUCUAUAUAAAUUUACAGAUUGCUUUUGCCUUUUUUGUGGCAUCUUUCUUUUCAUCUGUCAAGAUAGCCACAGUGAUUGGUUACAUCUAUGUAUUUGGCUCUGGCUUACUAGGGGCCUUUCUUUUCCGCUUUUUUAUUGAGGACAUAAAUUUUUCCCGUGGUUGGAUAUUAGUUAUGGAGAUUGUACCAGGAUUUUCACUCUAUCGAGGACUGUAUGAGCUUGGUCAAUAUGCAUUCUCUGGAAAUGCUAUGGGAGCCACUGGCAUGAUGUGGGAAAAUUUGAAAGAUCCAAUCAAUGGAAUGCGUGAUAUCUUGAUCGUAAUGACUGUAGAAUGGGCAUUAAUGCUUGUGUUAGCAUUCUAUUUGGAUCAAGUCUCUUCAAUAGGUGGCAGUGUCGGAAACCCCUUACUCUUCUUUAGAUGUCUGCAGAAGAAAUAUGCACCACCAUUACAAAGUAGCUUUGUGCAGCAGAAUCAUAAAGUAGCCGUUGAUAUGGAGAAAGCAGAUGUUGCUCAAGAAAGACAUGUAGUUGAGCAAUUAUUGAUGGAUUCCAAUGCAAACCAAGCUAUCAUCUGUGACAAUCUGAGGAAGGUUUAUCCUGGAAAGGACGGAAACCCAGACAAGCUGGCUGUUCGAGGAUUAUCUUUGGCCCUACCAAAAGGCCAAUGCUUCGGAAUGCUUGGCCCAAAUGGAGCUGGGAAAACAUCAUUCAUUAGUAUGAUGGUUGGACUUACUAAACCUACAUCUGGUACUGCUUAUGCACAUGGAAUGGAUAUAAGGAUGGAUAUGGAUGACAUAUAUACAAAUAUGGGCGUGUGCCCACAGCAUGAGUAUUUACUGCAACUUGUAGCUCAUCUGGCCAUUAGCUUUCUUUCCCACGUCACAUUGUCUUCUCAUGGUAACUGGUCUUGUCUGAAAUGCAGCUUACUUUGGGAAACAUUGACGGGAAAAGAGCAUCUAUUCUUCUAUGCUAGGUUGAAGAAUCUUAAAGGUGCUGCAUUAGUGAAGGCUGUUAAUGAUUCUCUGAAAAGUGUAAAUCUGUUUCAUGGUGGUGUUGGUGAUAAGCAAGUGGGAAAAUACAGCGGAGGCAUGAAAAGAAGGCUCAGUGUGGCAAUAUCAUUAAUCGGAGACCCCAAGGUUGUCUACAUGGAUGAGCCGAGUACAGGACUAGAUCCGGCAUCAAGAAAUAACCUGUGGAACAUUGUGAAGGAGGCUAAGAGAAACCGUGCAAUUAUUCUUACUACACACUCGAUGGAGGAGGCAGAAGUACUUUGUGACCGACUUGGCAUAUUCGUUGAUGGCGAGUUCCAAUGCCUUGGAAACCCUAGAGAGCUGAAGGCAAGAUACGGGGGUGCAUACAUAUUUACAGUGACAACACCUCCAGAACAAGAGUCGGAGAUUGAACAGCUAGUCCAUCGCCUAUCACCAAGUGCAAACAAGAUCUAUAAUCUUUCUGGCACUCAAAAGUUUGAGCUGCCGAAGCAGGAGGUGAGAAUAGCCGAUGUCUUUCAUGCAGUUGAGAGGGCGAAAAGCAGGCUCAGCAUACAUGCCUGGGGUCUCGUUGACACUACCUUGGAGGAUGUCUUCAUCAAGGUUGCCAAGGGAGCACCGGUGUUCAAUGAUGUUGCAUAGAUUGUAACCUGGAGAGUGUCUUCGCCAUGGACGGCCAAGGGACACCCCAAGCAUUCCAUGUGAUUUCGUAGAUAAUCUGACGAGUUCAUAGCAUGUAGGUUCUGUUUGGGUAAAAAUUCAUAGCAUGUAAUUUUUUUUAGGGAAAACAUUAUUCCUACAUGAUUUUUGACGUGGUUCAACUUUUCGAGAGAAGUGCAAAAAAGAAAAAGAAAGAACAGAGACAGAUUCUUGACAAUGCUAUUGCAGAACAGAAUCGUUGGUUGCUUUAGUUUGUCAGAUUUAUUUCCUGAA
Molecule: messenger RNA, 3385 nt
Organism: Triticum aestivum (bread wheat)
Lineage: Eukaryota; Viridiplantae; Streptophyta; Magnoliopsida; Poales; Poaceae
Product: ABC transporter A family member 7
Exons: 17
Coding region: 161-3094 (977 amino acids)
Biological process (GO): transmembrane transport; lipid transport
Cellular component (GO): membrane; intracellular membrane-bounded organelle
Molecular function (GO): ABC-type transporter activity; lipid carrier activity; ATP binding
Source: RefSeq, a predicted model, not a curated record